AUGCAAAAUCCUUACGACGUUUGGAGCGCGCCUUCCAGCAGUCGCCAAUCAUCUGAUAUCCCACCUUCGAUAUAUGGCGCGUUACCAUAUACCAAUUCUCCUGUGGCGCCGGGCAGUAUUACAUUCCACUUCGCUCGUCUCAAUCCCUCAAUCCUCAAUUCUGUCGUGCUUGGGCCCGACAACUGUCCUAAGUUCCAUAUUGUAACUGAGUCUUCUAUGCCUGGAUAUACCAUUCUGAAGGCCGUCGACGGAGGAAACAUCGGGAUGAUUCAAUGGAAGCCCGACGAUAGUCAGAUCGAAAUCCGAGGCAUCAUGCACAAGCGAGCAGCUCGAGAUUUUCUCCGCCUUUCAGAUGACAACAGAUGCAGAAUUAUGUGUGUUAGGGGCAAGGAUUAUAUCUGGAUCUCGGAGCAGGAUUGCACAUGCAUGUACCUUGGGGGUGAUGUGUCGUCCAAAAUAUUUGCCAAACUCACUCGCGACCAGUCGUGUUUUAGAUUAGUGAUGGCUGCUGAAGCUAUAUCAGCAGGACUUCUACCGUCUGCUAUAUUAGCGAUAAUUCUGAUCCAAAGCGGAAAGGCUUAA
This is a messenger RNA of Guyanagaster necrorhizus, 582 nucleotides long. RefSeq lists its product as uncharacterized. The coding region runs from base 1 to 582 and encodes 193 amino acids. The record is from RefSeq and is a predicted model, not a curated record. The transcript is spliced from 3 exons. Lineage: Eukaryota; Fungi; Basidiomycota; Agaricomycetes; Agaricales; Physalacriaceae.